Messenger RNA from Phytophthora infestans T30-4, 459 nucleotides. RefSeq lists its product as uncharacterized. The record is from RefSeq and is a predicted model, not a curated record. NCBI's taxonomy places the organism in Eukaryota, Oomycota, Peronosporomycetes, Peronosporales, Peronosporaceae. The coding region runs from base 1 to 459 and encodes 152 amino acids. The transcript has 2 exons.
AUGCUAGGUCUGAGACUUGCAGAACUACCGCCCGAGACAAUUCGACCGAGCGGUGUAGCUGAGUACUACUCACGGAGCUUUGCCACUACUGCUAAGCAACGUGAAGGAACCGAGGAAAGUGGUCAAAGUUCUACGAAGCGUGCGCACGGCGACAAGAUCGCUGCCAGUUGUGCUGUGGUGGACACGCCGGUGUCCAGCGCCGCCGUGGUGCCAGAGCUCCUGAACGAACUCACGUACUCUGAUCCGGACCCUUGUCCGGGUAGCAGGGCUCGUGUUGAGGCAGACGCGGGUGAACGUACCGGUGGAGACAUGGGGUGCAACAGAACUACAGGCGCAUGUGACGAUAACAAAGAGGCAGAAGGUGCUGCCAAAUCUGCGGACGAGGGUAUUGAUGAGGCCCCUACGGCGGACGAACUGUUAGAAGCUGACCCCUACUUUGUAUCUGCACCUACUCGAUGA